Messenger RNA from Emericellopsis cladophorae, 2457 nucleotides. RefSeq lists its product as uncharacterized. Gene Ontology annotation, molecular function: DNA-binding transcription factor activity, RNA polymerase II-specific; zinc ion binding; transcription cis-regulatory region binding. The transcript is spliced from 4 exons. Gene Ontology annotation, biological process: regulation of DNA-templated transcription. The coding region runs from base 1 to 2457 and encodes 818 amino acids. Lineage: Eukaryota; Fungi; Ascomycota; Sordariomycetes; Hypocreales; Bionectriaceae. Gene Ontology annotation, cellular component: nucleus. The record is from RefSeq and is a predicted model, not a curated record.
AUGGCACCUCCGGACUUGACGCCCAGGCCGGGCACAUCCUCGAGCAACCCGGCCGACGGGUCGCCUGCGGGCUACGGGCGCUCGUGUACCAACUGCUCGCGCGCCAAAUGCAAGUGCAUUUUCAAGUCGAGCGUCGGGAGCUGUGAGCGAUGCCACCGCCUGGGCAAGGACUGCCAGCCCAUCGCGGCGUCGAGGAAGCGCGUGGAGAAGAGACAGACCCCCUCGAGGACGGCCCAGCUCGAGGAGAAGCUCGAUGAUCUCGUGUCCAUUUUGCGGUCCUCGCAGGGGGGCUCCAUGGCUGGUAUCGCGGGUGGCAGGCAGCCCUUUCCUCCCAUGUCUGCCGAGUCCAGCUACCCUCCGCCGCCUACGAGCCGCCUGGACUCGUUGGCCACUGCUGCUACGGCGACAGAUCCUCAGGGCUCGAACAAUGCGGCCGCCGCUGCUGCGUACCCAGCCAUCACAAAGGCCAACAACAGCAAUCUCAAUGCAAACUACAAUGAGAGCGACGACAACUCGGAACCAACGCCCGCAGAAGCAGAGCUCUACCUGCAAAAAUUUCGAGCGUGGCAGCAGAAUCUGCCUUUCAUGGUCCUUCCGCCCACCAUGGACGCAGCCCAGCUGCGACAGGAGAGUCCGUUCUUGUGGCUGUGCAUUAUGAACAUCACCAGCAUGUCACUACCGCAGAUGCAGGCUUUGAAGGAGCGCGUACGCAGAGAACUGGCGGAAACCAUGGUCAUACGGCACGAGCCUUCGAUGGACAUUAUCCAAGGACUCAUUGCCUAUCUGAGCUGGUCAUUCAUGAACUCCGGCCCCGGCUGGAAGCCAUUCUUGAUUCUGUUCUCGCAGCUGGCCAUGAGCGCUUGCUACGAGUUGGGCCUGACCAGGUCUUCUGCUGAAGAGGAGCAUUUUGCGAGAUGCUUCAAGGCUUGGGUCCCCAGGCCGCCGCAGGUCAAGCUGCGAACCUCGGAAGAGAGACGAGCCAUAGUGUCUCUCUGGUAUCUGAUAUCAAUCAUAUCCACGUUCAUCGGCAAGACAGACUCACUACGCUGGACAAAUCAUAUGGAGGAAUGCCUCGAGGCACUAGACCAGGGAAAGGAGCAUAUCCAGGAUGCCAUCCUGGUCAGCCUCGUCCGAAUCCAGCUCAUUGCUGAUGAGACGCACAAACUCGUGAUUCAAGACGUUCUCAAGGGCGAGACUUUUGACUACACGCCAAGUUACGUGUAUCGAAAGACGUUGCUCAGCCGCUUGCGAAUUUUACGCGAGAGCCUGGGCCAUGUGGCCAACUCGAGCUAUGUUGUACAGGCCCACCUGUAUGCGACAGAAGUCAUGAUCAACUGCUUGGGGUUCUUCAAACCUUCCGUGCCAGAGGCACAACGGCUCGACUCAAUGUACUCUUGCCUGCGCGCCGUGCGUGCGUGGUACGAUGUCUGGUUCUCGAUUCCCAUGACGGACAUUCCAGGCCUCCCAUUCGCGCUGCUGGUGCAGCUCUCGCAUGUGCAAGUUGCCUUGUACAGGUUGUCCACGUCCGACGAUCCUGCGUGGGACAAGGAGGUCCUUCGAAACACGGCCGAUCUCUUGCUGGUCUUGGAUAAGAUCAUUGAGCGAUUCGAGGCCAUGCAGACUGUGUAUCCCAUGAAAACGGGCAAAGACGAUGCCGACUCCACACUGUGGUGUCGAGCGACCAAGAUCAUCAAGAAUAUCAAGGCCAGCUGGGAGCCAGCGUUGACGCAGCACUACAGCAGCAAUAACAGCAACAGCAACAACAGCAACCCUGGGUAUCCGACACCGAAUAGCCAGGGCCAUGGUGUACCCGUCAAUGGCGGAGGGAUACCGAUCGGUAUGGGCCACACGAUGGAUCCAAAUCUCCCCGACACGACGGCAGGCAUGGGCAAUCGCGGCGGCGGCGGCGGUGGUUGCGGCGCAAGAGGUGGCAGAAGCUCCCGACACAGCGCACCACGACUUAACGGCAACGUCCCUGGCACCCACCAAGUCAUACCGGGAGCAAGCGUCUGGAUUGUCCUCAAAGAGGACCAGCCCACGGGCGACCAGACACACGGCAUCAUCGCGCAAGUUCUGACGCGGGGCAACCAUCCUAGAGGGAUCAAGGUCAAGCUUCGCGAUGGCCAGGUCGGACGGGUGCAGAGAAUGGGCGCACCCGUCACCGAGACCGCAGCGCCGCCCCAGACGACCGACAGAAACGAACCACCGUACUCUACGAUGAACGCGACGAGUGCGACAAGAUUCACGCACCGCUACACGGAUGUGCGCUACGAGGACAACGAGGAUUAUGCAUCGGAGCCUCCGCCUCGCUCCCUCGCCGACUAUCUCCCCGACGAGCCAGAGCCGCCCACGACGCAGACGAAUAAUAAUACCACCGUGACGGCGACCUGCCCUAUAUGCGAGGCCUUUGAAGGAGAUGAGAUUGCAGUGUCGCACCACGUCGAGCGAGAGCAUUGA